Molecule: messenger RNA, 1812 nt
Organism: Paramecium tetraurelia
Lineage: Eukaryota; Ciliophora; Oligohymenophorea; Peniculida; Parameciidae
Exons: 3
Cellular component (GO): membrane
Molecular function (GO): ATP hydrolysis activity; ATP binding; ABC-type transporter activity
Source: RefSeq, a predicted model, not a curated record
AUGUAAGAAAUCACAGUUCAGCAAUAAAUAGAAAUAGCACGAGCCUCAGAUCAAGAAAAGUGGUGGAUUUAGCAUUUAAAAAUAUAAAUUAUUCCGUAGUUGAUACUAAAGGAUGUAAUAACUUUAUUUUAAUAUAAAGAAUCAAGACAGAUAUUAAAUAAUUUAGAUGGCUUUUGUAAGGGAGGAGAAGUAACUGCAAUAUUGGGAGCAUCAGGAGCUGGAAAAACUUCUCUCUUAAAUAUUCUAUCUGCAAGAAUCUCCAAUACUAAAACAGCCAGAUUGACAGGAAAAGUGUUUGUGAAUAAUAUAGAGUACAACUCUGAAACAUUUUCUAAUUUUGCUGCUUAUGUUAUGCAGAAUGAUGUAUUAUUCGAGACACUGUCUCCAAGAGAGGCUUUAGAGUUUGUAGCCAAUUUAAAGUACACUGAUCCAGACCUGAAAUUAAAAAGAGUUGAAGACACAAUAAAGACCAUGAAAUUAGAAAGAUGUUAGAAUGCCAUAAUAGGAGGACCAAAUCUUAAAGGUAUUUCAGGAGGAGAAAAGAAGAGGACUUCAAUUGGAUUUGAACUUGUGACUAAUCCUAGUUGUAUUCUACUUGAUGAACCUACUUCUGGAUUAGACUCAUUCACAGCCUUCCAAAUUAUACAUGAAUUGACUCUUUUAGCUCAUGACCAGGAUAGAACUAUUGUAUUUACAAUACAUUAACCAUCAUCAGAUAUUUAUUUGCUUUUUGAUCGAAUUAUGCUAUUGGUUUAAGGAAAGUUCAUUUAUUAGGGACCAAGAUCAAAUUUAGUUGAUUAUUUUUAAGGAAUAGGAUUUAGUUGUCCAGAUCAUAGUAACCCUUUAGAUUACAUGAUUAGUAUAAUGCAUUAGGAGAGUCAAACUAAUGUGGAUAAUUUUCAAACUUAUUUUAAAGAAUAUGAUAAUUAAUGGGCAUCAAAAGUGCAAAAGGAAAUUGAAUCAUCCUCAAAGUCUCAGAUAUAAUUCAAAAAAGUAGAGACUUCAACCUUAUAUUAAAUAAAUCUUAUAGCAAAAAGAGCACUUAAAUCUUAUUUUAGAGAUAAAUUACUAAUUAGAUAAAGAUUUGGAAUGGCAUUGUUUAUGGGACUCCUCAUAGGAGGAACAUAUUAUGGUAUUGGAUCUACUUAGGGAACCUACGUUGAUUAUUCAAGCAUGGCAGGCUUGUUGUUUUUCUUGUGCAUGAAUAUGACUUUUAGUUCUUUAUUCCCAGUAGUUUUGUAGUUUGCCACUGAGAGGGAUGUUUUCUUAAGAGAGGAGAACUCAAAACUUUACACAACAUUUUCUUAUUUUAUGGGGAAAUCCUUUGUAGAAAUACCUUUUUGUCUAAUCACUCCAAUAAUUUAAGAACUAAUCCUUUAUUGGAUGGUUGGUUUAAACCAUAUGAAUGGUGGAAUUGUGAUUACUCAUAUAUUCAUUGCGGUUUUGACAUGCUUGAAUGGAAAUAGUAUUGGUUUGAUGGCAGGCUGUGCAUUUAAUGAUAUAAAAGCAGCAACAGGGUUUGUUCCAUUAGCUUUGCUGCCAUUAUUUGCUUUUUCUGGUUUUUAUGCAAAUCCUAAGCAAUUCUACAAUUGGAUUGGAUGGAUUUAAUAUGUAAGUCCAAUUAAGUAUUCCUUUGAAGCAAUAGCCAGAAAUGAAUUUCAAAGUAGAUCAUAUGAUUUUGGUGACCCAAAUGAUGUCUUAGGAUUUAAUGUAGGUUAGUGGGAAUCAGUAGGAAUCUUAAUUGCCUUAUUCCUUGUUAUAAGGAUGUUUGCUUAUAUGUUUCUACACUCCUUAAGAUAGAAAUAAUAAUGA